AUGUUCGGAAUCCGCACUCCUGCUAAGAGACCAAAUGAGUUAGAUAGGGAAAGUUCGCCAAAUGAAAGAGCAAUGGCAGGUCCAUCUCGCGUUAGACGCAGCAUUGGCGAAUGGGAGGCGGAAAAUCAAGACCUGGACCCAGGAGCCCAAAAUAAGAAAACAAAUCAGGCACAGACUCGGAAUGAGAUCUUAGAAAACGUCACUAACAGAAAGGAUGCAUACAAAGCGGGGGAAAGUGGUUUGCAAGAAGUGAUAUGUGCGAUGAGUGGGCGGCAAAAAUGGCAGCAAAAUAAAGAAAGGGCAUGGAGCUUUACUGAGGUCUCAAUCUCCACGCGAGCGGCACAAGUAAGCACCAUUAUACUCAAUCUCUGGGAUGAUGGGGAAUACUCCAAAACUUGGAGAGGGAUGAGUACUGAGACAAAAGACAAGUCGGUGGAUCAAAUGCUGCAAGCAGGGAAUUUAGAUCAAAGCGGCAUA
Iphiclides podalirius (scarce swallowtail) is the source of this 477-nucleotide messenger RNA. The record is from the annotation of a GenBank genome assembly. NCBI's taxonomy places the organism in Eukaryota, Metazoa, Arthropoda, Insecta, Lepidoptera, Papilionidae.